UUCUCUCUCGCUCAUAUCAUAUUCAUUCUCUCUCACACAUCACCCACACACAUUCACAUACAUAUACACACAUUCUUUCUUUCUCUCCAAUUUCUCUUUCAUUUUCCAUUUCCAUUUUCAUUUUCAUUUUCUCUUAUUUCCUCAUUAAAACCGAUUGUUCAAUGGCGGUUCCUCCCUCGGUCGCCGCCACUCCGGCUUCUCUUUACGUCGGCGACCUCCAUCCCGAUGUCUCCGACGGACAGCUUCACGAAGCCUUCUCUGAUUUCAAGACUCUCGCUUCUGUUCGCAUUUGCAGAGACUCUUCCACCGCCAAAUCACUCUGUUAUGGCUACGUCAACUUCCUUUCUCCUCAAGACGCAAUUAAUGCGAUUGAGCUGAAGAAUCAUUCUACAUUGAAUGGAAAAGCGAUAAGGGUCAUGUGGUCGCGUCGUGAUCCUGAUGCAAGGAAAAGUAGCAUAGGGAACGUGUUUGUUAAGAACUUAGCUGAAUCGAUAGAUAAUGCUGGAUUAGAAGAUAUGUUUAAAAAGUUUGGCAAUAUUUUGUCAAGCAAAGUUGUCAUGUCUGAGGAUGGGAAGAGCAAAGGAUAUGGCUUUGUUCAAUUUGAAACAGAGGAAUCUGCAAAUACUGCUAUCGAAAAGCUGAAUGGCUCUACUAUUGAUGAUAAGCAGAUAUUUGUUGGGAAGUUUGUCAAGAAAAGUGACCGCGUUAUGUCUGGCCCUGAUGCUAGAUAUACAAAUUUGUACAUGAAGAAUUUGGACUUAGAUAUUACAGAAACACUUCUGCGGGAAAAGUUUUCCUCUUUUGGGAAAAUUGUUAGCUUGGCUGUUGCAAAGGACAACAAUGGGAUGUCAAAGGGUUUUGGCUUUGUGAACUUUGAUAACCCAGAUGAUGCUAAAAGGGCAAUGGAAGCAAUGAAUGGAUCACAACUUGGUUCAAAGAUUCUGUAUGUAGCCAGGGCACAAAAGAAGGCUGAGCGUGAGCAGAUCUUGCACCAGCAAUUUGAGGAGAAACGGAAGGAGCAAGUCAUGAAAUAUAAGGGGUCAAACAUUUAUGUGAAGAACAUCGAUGAUAAUGUUAGUGAUGAAGGACUGCGAGAUCAUUUUAGUGCAUGUGGCACUAUAACUUCUGCAAAAGUUAUGCGAGAUGACAAAGGGAUUAGUAAAGGAUUUGGUUUUGUGUGCUUCUCCACUCCUGAGGAGGCCAAUAAAGCUGUGAAUACUUAUCAUGGAUUCAUGUUUCAUGGUAAACCACUAUAUGUUGCUCUUGCUCAGAGGAAAGAGGACAGACAAGCACAGUUGCAGCUCCAGUACGCACAGCAAAUUGCAGGACUAGCUGGGCCUUCAACUGCCAUUGUCCCUGGUGGAUAUCCUCCUUACUACUACACAGCUACUGGUGUUGUUUCACACGCGCCUCCUCAAGCCGGGCUCAUGUAUCAACCUCUGCCAUUGAGGCCUGGAUGGAGGGCUAAUGGCUCUGCACCUCCUGUUAGAUCAUUUCAACAGUCACCCAUACCUGUUGCUUCUAAUAAUACUAGACAGCAUAGGCAAAAUAGGGGCAGGAUGAAUGGGCAUGCAGUAUCACAGGGAAAUACUCACUCUGGUACAUAUAUGCCACAAGCCCAGCAGGCUUCUCAGUCAGUGAUUUCUCCAAGAGAGUCAAGUACUCAGCAGAGAACCGGACAGGCUAAGUACGUACCUAGUGGACGCCACCGUGAUAUGGAAAAAGGAUCUGGAUUCUCAUCUGGUGGUUCAAACUCUGGCGGAAGCUCCCAGGGAACAGGAGUGCUCCAUAGCAUGCUUGCUAAUGCUACUCCAGAGCAGCAGAAGGACAUACUUGGCGAGCAUCUAUACAUGCUUGUCCAAAAACUCAAGCCUAACCUAGCAGCGAAGAUUACUGGGAUGCUUCUGGAGAUGGACAAUGCAGAAUUGCUGGUUCUCAUGGAAUCGCCAGAGUCUCUUUCUGCCAAGGUGGAAGAAGCUUUCCAAGUGCUGAAGAACUCUAAAACUAAAGUUUCUGGCCAGGAAGUACUUCAUUCGAAUUUCUUCUCAGCUGAGGUUGCAGUGAACUGAAGAUGUUUGAAGCAUAGAUUGAAUCUAUACAGUGUAUUUCCUCAUGAAAAUAACUUUUUAUUUUUCCUGCCUCGGAACUGACUAGAAUUGGUAGUAAUAGUAAAAUUUAGGGAAAAUUUGUUUUGAAUUUUGAUUACACGGAUUAACUUCGAUGAAUUUUGAUUCAAUAUUUUCA
Messenger RNA from Cicer arietinum (chickpea), 2244 nucleotides. RefSeq names its product polyadenylate-binding protein 7. The record is from RefSeq and is a predicted model, not a curated record. NCBI's taxonomy places the organism in Eukaryota, Viridiplantae, Streptophyta, Magnoliopsida, Fabales, Fabaceae. Gene Ontology annotation, molecular function: RNA binding.